This is a messenger RNA of Salpingoeca rosetta, 2510 nucleotides long. RefSeq lists its product as uncharacterized. Lineage: Eukaryota; Choanoflagellata; Craspedida; Salpingoecidae. Bases 78 to 2510 code for a protein of 810 amino acids. Gene Ontology annotation, biological process: carbohydrate metabolic process. Gene Ontology annotation, molecular function: catalytic activity. The record is from RefSeq and is a predicted model, not a curated record. The transcript is spliced from 24 exons.
UGGCAGUGUUGCCUGCCUUGGCUUGCGCCACCAGCAGCAGCAGCAGCAACAGCAGCAUUAGCAGCAAUGGUGGCGUGAUGGGUGUGCUUACUGGGAAUCAUGCAUGCAGUGAUUGGUUGCAAGACACGGACCUGUUUGGCAAUGACAUCAAGGAGGAAGGGCCGAUGACGAUGGAAGAGUGCUGCGAGCGGUGCUGGAACAUCAGCAACUGUGCUGGCGUCACCUUCAACAAGUCUCCGCCAGGGUACGCGGACCACAUGUGCAACCUCAAGUUUUCAUCGGCGGGCAAGAGGCACUCUCCUGGUGAAUACAGCAUGAUCAUCCGGCCAAACUUUCCACCUCCACCUCCGCCACCUCCACCCUCGCCGCCACCUUCGCCCACACCACCCGCCAAUGUCCCUUCGUCGUGGAAGGCCAGGAACGCCACGGCUGACAUGCUCAUUGGCGUGCCGACAACAUCAAGGGCUGGCUAUCAGGGCGUGCAUGUUGGGAACGGCUAUAUCUCCUCUACCCUCGACACGCACGGCACCGAAUUCAUCGCAGGCGUGUUCAAUGGAAAGGGAACCAAGUCCCAACGGGCAUCGAUUCCAUCACCGCUGGCCGGUGCAUCGCCGGCCUCCAAUCUCGUGGAGCAUGCUGCCGCCCUUGACAUGCACGACGCUGCGUUCCUUCGCCUCUUCAACGUCUCCAGUGCUGCUCUUGGUCGCCGCACACACAACCGCAACCAGCGCCGGCAGCGACAGUCCACGAGCACCGCGGAUUCAUCACUGGAUGAUACGUGCAUUCUUCGGCAGUAUGCGCACCGCAGCUUGCACCAUGUCUUUGUUGCGGAUGUGUCGUGCAGUCUGACGGCGCCGGCAACCGUUGGCUUUGACCUCGUACCGGCACCCAGCAUCGCCGUCACGUCGCAGGUGGUGCACUCGACAAGCGAUGUGCUGUGUCAGUCACACACCAUCAGGGAGCCGGAGGAGACGUGGUCGCCGGCAAUUCAGGUGGUUUCGUGCACGAGGAACUUGGGGUCUGGCAACACGGCGUGGACGAACGAUUUCCCAGCAGGAGAGUCAUCAUCGCAUGUUGUCAGCACACGCUAUUCAUCCAUCGAUGAUGAUGUGACAGACAACUCGACGCAGGCCUUACUGACACGCGCACUGCAGGACUACGGCACGGCGAUGAACAUGAGCACGGCUCAUCUGUUUGAAGAGCACAUGCGUGCGGUUGCCGCCAUAUCCGCCCAUCAACCUCGCGUGCACGGGAACAUCGAGCUGGCACGUGUUGUCAACGCGUCCAUGUACGCGCUCAUGACCACAGUUCGGGAGAAUGUGACGUACAGCUCCAGCCCCGGCGGUCUUGCCACGAACAGCUACCAUGGACACACGUUUUGGGACGUGGAAACGUGGAUGUGGCCAAACUGGAACAUCUUCCAUCCCCUGGUGCGAUACCGCGCCCACAAAAGCGGCGGGGCGCGGGACAAUGGAGUGAAACACCACUUUUACGGCCUCAUGUUCCCGUGGGAGAGCGCGUUCACUGGACAGGAGGUUGAUCCUGCGCCCGGGACAACCAUCGAGGAGCAUAUCCAGGGUGAUAUCGUGUUCGCGUACUACCAGCACUGGCUACUCACUGCCGAUGUUGACUGGUUGCGGUCAACAGCCUUCCCUGUCAUCGAGGGGAUUGCUCAGUUCUGGGCGUCGAAAGCGGUCCCAAACAAGGAUGGCUCAUUCUCCAUCCCAGACAUUAUGGGUCCGGACGAAUAUCACGGCCCCGUCAACGACAGCCUGUCACUGCGGCUCGCGUAUUCGCUCGCACAUCCAGCUGGGCGCCCGCAGAAUGAGACAUUCAAACACGUUGGCGACAACUUGGUGAUUUUGUUUGACGAUUCGCAGCAGUAUCACCCCGAGUUCAAGGGAUACAACGGCAGCGUCGUGAAGCAGGCUGAUGUGAUCCUGCUUGGAUAUCCGCUCGGUUACAACAUGACCGCCAAAGUGCGCAAGAACGACCUCAAUUUCUACGCCAUUGUCACAGACCCACGCGGCCCCGCCAUGACGUGGUCCAUGUUCGCCAUCGGCUUUAUGGACAUCGACAUGCUUGGCGUCGCAGAUCCAUUCUUCUUGCGAUCGUACGCUGAGAACAUCAACGGCAACUACCUCGUGUGGUCGGAGGUCGCAGGAGGUGGCGGUGCGCAGAAUUUCAUCACAGGCGCUGGCGGCUUCAUGCAAUGCGUGUGGGCAGGAUAUGGCGGUCUUCGCAUCACGGACAACGGCCUGCUGAUCAACAACCCUCGUCCACCACCAAAUUCGACGUCCAUUGACAUUGACGGAUUCUCGUAUCUCGGACACGUGCUCUCCCUCUCUGUGCACUCUGCAUCCGCUUGGACACUCCUCGACACCACGCCCAAGCGUGCGGAGGUUGCGCCCCUGCGGAUUCGUUUCGCCAACCAGUCGAGCAUGCCGCUUCAGAUUGGGACGCCAGUGCACGCUUCAGGCACCGCCUACAUCCAAGAAGCACAACCGUAG